GACGACGAACUCCGUAAACCUUGGGCUUACCAGCAAACUCCACAAUGACUUCUCAUCCAGAGCACAUUGAAGAGAUAUUCAAAAGGGUCGAAGAGGAGAGCGAGAAACGGGCCCUCGAGGAGCAGAGUAUUCAGCAGAACCCUCAGUCGAGACCGUCUUCGUCAGGGGCGGUGGGGGGACGGCGGCGUGGCGGCAGCGUUUCAAUUUCUCGCUUUGGAGAGCCAAUAGAGCCGUCUCAGGGGACUGAAUCUAGUAACAGCAGCGUCACAAACCCCGCUGCACGGUUAUCACGAAUAGCCUCGAAAUCCAAUGUCUACCAAUCGCGGUUACAUACUGCAAGUAGCAGCCGAGACUCAUUCGCAUCCGAGCAUUCUGCUGGCCCCCAUGAAGAGCAUGCGGAAGAUGAUGAGGACGACGAGCAUAUCACCCGGAUGCAGACCAUCACGGGCCGUCAGACGCUGACCAAAGCUGUUGGCGACAUACUCGCACGGAAGAUGUCCCGUUCACGGUCAAACUCGCGCUCCAUGAUUACACCCUCGGACACCGGUACAUCUGCCGUGGUCAUCGGCGUGUCGGUGCAGCAAGCCACCGUGCAAGCUGCCAAUGACCAAGACGAUCCCGACGCACCCAGUGCUGUUGUCCUCCGGGGCCAGCGCUCACGGACGAGUCUCCGGAGAAACAGGGAUAGCUGGGUGCAGAAAGUGACCCAAAAGUUCAGACGAAAGAGCAAGUCACCGUUGCAGGACGGGCAGGAGUAGCGGCUACCUCCCGACGCUUCAUUUAUUCAUUGGAAUACUGGUAUCAUGGACUUGGUUUUCGUUGUUGUUCUUGCUGUCUCAUAGCUCUGCUUACCUGUCUCUGCCCUACUCCAGCUUCAUGUAGCAUCAUUUGCCCUCUGCUUUCGCAAUGCAAUCCUUCCCCACCCCUUGUUCUUG
Messenger RNA from Gloeophyllum trabeum ATCC 11539, 935 nucleotides. RefSeq lists its product as uncharacterized. The transcript has 4 exons. The coding region runs from base 45 to 758 and encodes 237 amino acids. The record is from RefSeq and is a predicted model, not a curated record. NCBI's taxonomy places the organism in Eukaryota, Fungi, Basidiomycota, Agaricomycetes, Gloeophyllales, Gloeophyllaceae.